AUUUAACCAAUAAAAACUAUUGUCCUUUGCUUCUCCUUCUCUCCCUUCUUUGAACAAGUCAAAAUUGAUUUUAAUCCGUAUGAUAUUUUCCGCUUUCUUUGACUUCCCUUUGAAAAUUCCAGUCGAGAGCUUUCCCUAUCCAUCGAUUUAGGGUUUCCGAUUUCGUUUUCGAGCUUUUCUCGCUCUUCUCUCACUUUUUCUUUCCUCCUUUGGCUCUUUUCUCCUUCUUCAAUCUCUCUCCCAUGACUCUAAAGUCUCCAAUUCCUGUUAGAUUCCGAAUUAUCAUGAUCUGGGUGCUUAAUCAGAUCGAGAUAUCUAUAUUUUGUGCUUGAAUCGCCUAGGAUUUUCUAGUGUUUACGCGUCUUGUCAUGGUGAGUACUCAACAACGCACGGACGAUGACUCUUCUCAACCGGUAAAAGCUUCUCUUAAGAGCUAUGGGAUCACGGAGCCACUGUCUAUUGCUGGACCUUCUGCUGCUGAUGUUAAGCGUAAUUUGGAACUAGAGAAGUUUCUGGUUGAUGAGGGGCUCUACGAGAGCAAGGAAGAAACUAUGCGGAGAGAGGAAGUUGUGGUUCGCAUUGAUCAGAUUGUAAAACACUGGGUGAAACAGUUAACUCGUCAGAGGGGCUAUACUGAUCAGAUGGUGGAGGAUGCAAAUGCUGUCAUUUUCACUUUUGGAUCUUACCGCCUUGGAGUUCACGGACCUAUGGCUGAUAUUGAUACUUUGUGUGUUGGCCCAUCUUAUGUUAACCGAGAGGAGGAUUUCUUCAUUUUCUUCCGUGAUAUAUUGGCUGAAAUGGAAGAAGUGACUGAACUUCAACCUGUUACUGAUGCCCAUGUCCCAGUCAUGAAAUUUAAGUUCCAAGGAAUAUCAAUUGAUCUUCUGUAUGCUAGCAUAUCGCUUCUAGUUAUCCCACAGGAUCUGGAUAUCUCCAACUCUUCUGUGCUGUGUGACGUGGAUGAACAAACUGUCCGCAGUCUUAAUGGUUGUAGGGUUGCUGAUCAGAUUCUUAAACUUGUUCCAAAUUCCGAGCACUUCCGGACAACAUUAAGAUGCCUGAAGUACUGGGCUAAGAAGCGUGGGGUCUAUUCAAAUGUUACUGGAUUUCUUGGUGGUGUAAACUGGGCACUUCUGGUUGCACGCCUUUGCCAGUUUUAUCCAAAUGCUAUUCCUAGUAUGUUGGUUUCUCGAUUUUUUAGAGUAUAUACACAAUGGCGCUGGCCGAAUCCAGUCAUGCUUUGUGCAAUAGAAGAAGAUGACCUUAGCUUUCCUGUUUGGGACCCACGAAAAAAUCAUCGUGACCGCUAUCAUCUUAUGCCAAUAAUAACUCCUGCAUACCCAUGCAUGAAUUCUAGUUACAAUGUCUCUCAAAGCACUCUUCGUGUUAUGACAGAGCAAUUCCAGUUUGGCAACACGAUCUGUCAGGAGAUUGAGUUAAAUAAACAACACUGGAGUUCCUUAUUUCAGCAAUAUAUGUUCUUCGAGGCAUAUAAAAACUACCUUCAGGUUGAUGUACUAGCUGCAGAUGCCGAAGAUUUAUUGGCAUGGAAAGGUUGGGUGGAGUCACGGUUCAGGCAACUGACCUUGAAGAUAGAACGAGACACAAAUGGGAUGUUAAUGUGCCACCCUCAACCAAACGAGUAUGUAGACACUUCGAAGCAGUUUCGACAUUGUGCCUUUUUCAUGGGCUUGCAGAGGGCAGAUGGAUUUGGUGGCCAAGAAUGUCAACAGUUUGAUAUACGUGGAACAGUGGACGAAUUCAGGCAAGAGGUAAACAUGUAUAUGUUUUGGAGACCUGGGAUGGAUGUGCAUGUUUCUCAUGUUCGAAGACGGCAGCUUCCAUCUUUUGUUUUUCCAAAUGGAUAUAAAAGGUCUCGGCAAUCAAGGCACCAGAGUCAACAAUGCAGAGAACCUGGUGAUGAGGGCGUUGGUUCUUUAUCCGACUCUGUUGAGAGAUAUGCGAAGAGAAAGAACGAUGAUGAAAUUAUGAAUUCCAGGCCAGAGAAACGUGAGAAGCGCGCAUCUUGUAGUCUACAUACUCUGGAUGCAGCUUCUCCUGACAGCAGUGGUAUCACUACUAGUGGGACUCCUCAGAUUGGCAUUGUUCCAGGUCCUAGAGCUGAAUGCUUAGUAACUGGUGAUCUUGUUUGCAAUGUUACAAGUCUUCCUAACGUGGAAGUUGAGGCUGAAAAGUUUAUCAGUAAAAUCACGGAACUAAGAAAAUUCUCUCAGUACGAGCAUACCUCUGGUAGCGAGCAAAUCCUGGAAGUAGAUAGUAGGGCUCUAGUUCAAAGUUAUCAUGACCUGGCUGAGCCUGUAGCAAAACAUGUGAGACCUGACCUUAGUGCUUUGCUAGCGUGUGAAGGUGGGCAGAAUAAAGAAAUAGGUCAUGAUAUGGGCUCUGAAUCUAUUAAUGACACUGACACGCAACAUCUUCCAAGGCGACUAAAUGUAAAUGAAGAUGUUGAUGAAGUUGAGAGGGAAGCCAAGUUGGGAGAAAUUGCUGGUGGUGUUUUGUGGAAUGGACACUGUGGGCGGAACCUUGACCAUGAGGGUUUUGUGACUCCUGCAAAUUUGGAUUCAGCUGUGGAAAAUAGAAACUUGCAUUCAGACGGAUUGUUCAAAAGUGGCUUGCCAGAAGAACUUCAGGUUUUUAUUCUAACUCAUGUUAUUUGGCAUUAAAUUCAUGCGUCUGUAGUUUUUUUUGGCGUUUGGUUACUGGUUUGAGAUUUAUUAAUUAUGAUGCCAACGAUUUAUACUUAAACAUUUGUGACUUGUGAGUGACACACCCACUGCAUGACAUGUUGAAGGGUGCUCUUGUGCUUAAUUUUUAGAAUCAAGAAAUACGAGGUAACAAACUUAAAUUAGAAUGUUGUGCUGCUUAAGUGAUCAAUUUUAUGCUUUUUUUCUGCCAUGAUUUUAUUCUGUAUUAUUGCAUACUUGUACUGUCUUUUGAAACUAGGUUCUUUUCUCUUCCAAGAUCAUUUCUGACUUCUCUCCUUCUAUAUUGUAUUUUUGUGUCUUAGUCAAAUUCUUUGCUCAGCGGGACGGGGAAGCUGGACGAUGGAGCUAGGUCAGAAUCUUUGCAAAAUGAAAUGAUGAGGCAUGUGUUUUUGCAACCCAUUAUUGGUUUAUGCAAAUCAUGAUCUCUUUAUGCUCUUGUUGGUUUUCUUGGUACUUUUUAUAGCAGCAGGAGGUUGAGCUUGAAGUCCGUAGCGUGAGCGAGGUCUCCGCAAUUGAAAUGAGAACAGGAAGUCAAGAAAAAGGAAAAUAAAAAAUAAAUAACAAGAAUCAGAGCAACCCUAGUGUGUUUGCUUUGGACGACCGACAGCUUCAGAACUCGAAACUAUUGGUAAGUUCACCUAAAUAUGAAAACUAAAAGCUUAAAAAGGAAAAAAAAAAAGUUCUAAAAGAGAAAAGAAAAAAAAAAGAUUAACAAACAUUCAAAUGAUUUACUUGUUGGAUUCUUGGUGGGAUUGUGAGUAUCCAAACUCUGGGAAGAAUGAGGCAUGAAUAACGAGUUUGGGACACAAAAGACAUGCAUUGUUCGAUAUUAUGGUCCAGGUGAAAUGUGGAGCUGUGCUAGUUCAAUGCUUUUGCUGAGAGAGAUACAAAAUUAAAAAGAAAGAAACCAGUGAGAUCACCAUAGAACAAGGCAAGUGUAAUGUAUUUGUCUGCCUAUUCAGGUUAUUUCAGACUUGUUUUUGUAUAUUAUAUGCUUUGAGAUUUGGGAACUUUCAAUAUUAUACCAUUCUGUGCAUAGAAUUCUCUCCUGCUUUCUGAUUGCUGCUCAUUGUUCAUUAAGAGGUUUAUGAAAAAAGUUGAGAGAAAUAGAGUUCUUUUCUCAACCCUAAGUUGUAUCUGAAACUGUGACUAUGAUAAUUGAACAGAUCACACAAGUGAUGAACGAAUUCUUACUUGUGU
Messenger RNA from Arabidopsis thaliana (thale cress), 3926 nucleotides. RefSeq names its product poly(A) polymerase 2 (gene PAPS2). NCBI's taxonomy places the organism in Eukaryota, Viridiplantae, Streptophyta, Magnoliopsida, Brassicales, Brassicaceae. Gene Ontology annotation, biological process: RNA 3'-end processing. Gene Ontology annotation, molecular function: nucleotidyltransferase activity; poly(A) RNA polymerase activity; RNA binding. Bases 369 to 2684 code for a protein of 771 amino acids. The transcript has 11 exons. Gene Ontology annotation, cellular component: cytoplasm; nucleus. The record is from RefSeq and is marked reviewed.